Messenger RNA from Sordaria macrospora k-hell, 612 nucleotides. Lineage: Eukaryota; Fungi; Ascomycota; Sordariomycetes; Sordariales; Sordariaceae. The record is from the annotation of a RefSeq genome assembly.
AUGAUGGGCAAAACACAACUCAGGGACAGGCACAAGCAACGUCGCGAGAGGAAAGAACGCAUCCGCGCCGCACGGGCGGAAAACUUGGAAAAGCGGUCGGAAGAAACCUUCUCAGAGAACUCUUCCGUCUCAACCCCGGAGACAUUGCCAGUGGUCUACAGUUGUUCGACCCCUGUCUUUCCCGUUUUUGAGGACAUGGAUACGAGAGACUUUCCCUCCUACCUAUACCUCCGCCACGACAUCAUAGGCAACUACGCGCCGCGACACGACGAUGACGACGACGACGACGACAACAAGGACGACGACGACGACAACGAGGAGGACGACAACGAGCUGGUCACGAUAAAAACACCCAGCGUUCUUCUUUCCUACGGUAGUGACCUGAGAGAGAUCUGGGUCGAGGCGGCGCUCGAGGGUAACGUUCAGGAACGUUCCGUCAAGCCCGAAUGCAAACCCCACAAGGCAUUCACCAGCCUGGCUGGCCAGAAAUGCUUGGAAUUGGCCGAGAUAGACGUGUCCGGUCAUGAGGACUCAAUGAAUCGGAUUCGCAUGGCAAUGGCGUCGGCGCUGCAGAGCUACUUGAAGCAGAUCCAAAACUUGGACGUUGACGAC